Stereum hirsutum FP-91666 SS1 is the source of this 651-nucleotide messenger RNA. Its product is annotated as glutathione S-transferase-like protein. Lineage: Eukaryota; Fungi; Basidiomycota; Agaricomycetes; Russulales; Stereaceae. The transcript has 5 exons. The record is from RefSeq and is a predicted model, not a curated record. Bases 1 to 651 code for a protein of 216 amino acids. Gene Ontology annotation, molecular function: glutathione transferase activity; glutathione binding. Gene Ontology annotation, cellular component: cytoplasm.
AUGGUUCUCAAACUCUACGGGUUCCCAUUCUCGACCUGCACCAAGCGUGUCGCCGUCACUCUCAAAGAGCAUAAUGUCCCCUAUGAGCUCGUUGUUAUCGAUCUACCCAAGGGUGAACAGAGAGACCCGGCCUACAUGGAAAUUCAGCCCUUUGGUCAGACUCCUGCUAUCGAUGACGAUGGCUUUAUACUCUACGAGUCCCGUGCCAUCUGCCGGUACAUCGCCGCCAAAUACGCUUCUCAGGGCCCACAACCACCCCUCCUUCCUUCAACUACGGAGCUCUCGAGCUUUGCAAAGUUCGAGCAAGGUGUGAGCAUUGAGAUGUGCGCUUUCGACCCUAGCGCUUCAAAAAUUGACUUUGAGAAGGUGUUGAAGCCGAUGUUUGGUCAAACGCCGGACGAGGAAGUCGUCAAGGCAAACCUGGCAACUUUAAAUGCAAAGCUUGACGCGUACGAAAAUAUACUUAGCAAGCAGAAAUAUAUCGGCGGUGAGGACUUAACUCUCGCCGAUAUCUUCCACCUCUCCUACGGUCACUCGCUCGAAGUCGCAGGCCUCGGCAUUGAUACGCUCGCUGAUAGGCCAAAUGUCGCUCGGUGGUGGAAUGAAAUAUCGUCUCGUCCGGCGUGGAUCGCUGUCCAGGACAGAGCAUAA